Penicillium angulare is the source of this 2100-nucleotide messenger RNA. RefSeq names its product ELMO/CED-12 family protein. The transcript has 2 exons. Gene Ontology annotation, cellular component: plasma membrane. Bases 1 to 2100 code for a protein of 699 amino acids. Lineage: Eukaryota; Fungi; Ascomycota; Eurotiomycetes; Eurotiales; Aspergillaceae. The record is from RefSeq and is a predicted model, not a curated record. Gene Ontology annotation, biological process: actin filament organization; cell motility.
AUGGAAGGUGUCAAUGUUGCUGAAUUGGUGGAUCGCCUGGGGAGUGAGGAGGAUGCCGUACGCAAAAUGGCCGUGUUCAAGCUUCAGGGCAAUAUUGGAGAUCCAUCAUUCGCCGACCUGUUUAUUACAGAGGGAGGAUUGACUCGUCUGCGCUAUUUGACAUUGCAUGCCAGUGGGAAUACUCUGGCUUACAGUUUGACGAGUUUUGCUCGACUUCUCGAGGUCGAUAAGGGUUGGGAAUGCGUUGAUCAGGAACUGGUCGAACGAAUUGUCGAGUUAAUCGUCACCCAUCCUUUGGUCAACAUCCUCCGCGGCGCCAUGUCGAUUCUCGUAUCGGUCGUCUCUCAUCCACACACCGGGUUAAACCCAGCAGAGUCCGACGUAUUUGGCUUCCGAGCCCUGAAACCUGCGAUCGCGAUUUAUCCACAAUUCUUAGAGAUGCUGGUCAGUCGCUUGUCGUCCGCAGACCACGCUCUAUGCGCCAAUGCGCUCCAAUUGAUCAAUUCCCUCAUGCGCGAUUCCAUCACCUACGAUUCCGAAGCCGAGUGGCCGAAAUUCAUCCAGAAACUCCAAGAUCUCGGCGUUAUUCGAGCCGUCUACGUCCUCAUGCAAGAUUCGGCUCUUCAAGAUCUCGCACCCCCAUUGCUGGAAUUCCAAUCCCUCACCAAGGUGCUUCUGCGGAAAUGGAGAGAUAUUCCCCUGAGUCAGGAUAAGCCCGAGCACCGACGUGCAUUGAAAGGAAUCCAUCUAGCCAGCAACCCUGCCAAGAGACCCGAGGAAGCUACAGAAAACGGAGGAGAUGAUACACGGCGCUCCAAACGACACCACCCGGAGAAAUGGCGGAGACUUGGAUUUGAAUCGGAGAGUCCUGUUGCGGAGUUCUAUGAGAUGGGGUAUUUGGGUAUGAUGGAUUUGGCGGACUAUGUGCGCAGUCAUCAGGAUGAAUUCCAGAAAUUGCUCCUUGAGCAAUCUACAAAACCGUCGCGCCAGCGAUGCCCUAUUGCGCAGGCUUCUCUGGCGGUGACAUCUAUCUUAUACGAGCAUUUUGAGGUGGACAAGUCCGAUAUGGAUGAUUCAAAGAACUAUAUGCUUAUGGAAUCCCGAUCUAGUCUGGACAAGUUGUUCAAGCCACUGCUCCUCCAUUGGACUCGGCUGCAUGUUGCGGGACUACAAGCCUUUUUCCGAAUGUGGAAAGCUACGGCUGCUGAGACAGAAGAUCUAGACAAGCUUGUGGAGAUGGUUCGCAUUCUGAUUGAGUCGGUCGUUGGUGGAGCGGGUCGGACGAAAGAUGUCCAAGAUGUCGAGGAGGAAUUGGCGAAUUACGAAUAUCACCGAUUGAGGGAACUUCAAAUGGAGCUGUUGGAACUUACUUACGAGGAUGCAUGGGGGCAACACUUGCGACAAGUGCGCGAGGAACUCCACCAUGAAGCUCUACAAUUCGUUAAAGAGCAACGUAUUCGUUGCUUGCUACAGGGGGCCUGGUUUCCGCUCGACUCGACAUCGAAAUCUGAACCAGGCAACACACGGCCCACGGGCUCAUGUCAAUAUGUCCAGUUAUCUCACAACCGGCGAUAUCUACAUUUUGGGGAGUUCGAUUCAAUGGGCGAGGGAGCCCCAGAGCUGGACACUUUGCCUGAAAAGAUUGAUCUCUCUAUCGUCUCAUCGGUGGUCUCCAAUAUCUCCACCAAUCCCGACAAUUCCUCCUCAGCCACGGUGAAGACCGCCCCUCGCCAGGCCUCUACCAAGAUAACAAUCCACGGCUAUGCACAGACCUCGACUGGAACUGCUCAUUCCAAGAGCCACGGGCAUGCCCGUACAGGGAGUCGAUCUACACAAAAAGAGACGGUCUUGCUCACACUCCGACCUGCUUCCCACAGCGUUGCCUCCGAAUGGUUAGAUGGGCUUCUUAUGAUUCUUAACCAGCAACCAAUUACCUCAGAAACAACAAAGCUUAUCGAUUUAGUCGGCAACUAUGGGCUGAAGAUCCGUCUACUCAAUGUUCGAUUCGAUGACGCCGCAUUUGCUGGUGAGGUUCCGCCAGUCCCUGCGCGGGAUGGUUUAGACGAAGAUUACUAUUAUGAUGUCUUUGGGGGUGUAUGA